Molecule: messenger RNA, 3914 nt
Organism: Acinonyx jubatus (cheetah)
Lineage: Eukaryota; Metazoa; Chordata; Mammalia; Carnivora; Felidae
Gene: CDK4
Product: cyclin dependent kinase 4
Exons: 8
Coding region: 2662-3585 (307 amino acids)
Biological process (GO): protein phosphorylation; G1/S transition of mitotic cell cycle; regulation of G2/M transition of mitotic cell cycle
Cellular component (GO): cytoplasm; nucleus; cyclin-dependent protein kinase holoenzyme complex
Molecular function (GO): ATP binding; cyclin binding; cyclin-dependent protein serine/threonine kinase activity
Source: RefSeq, a predicted model, not a curated record
AGGAGAAUAGGUGUGUUAAUGGGGGUCGGGUGCUGGUGAGCGAGUGAGGAAGCAAGGUGAGUGGUCAAAGACGCAGGUGCACCCGGGAGGGAGAAGCUUGUGCAAGAUAGGAGUGUGCAAAGAAAGAGCUAUGCAAGUGUCUGAGGUGUGAGGAAGGUGAACAAGAGAUGGACUCAAGCAAUAAACACUUUUACACAAAAGACGGGAGUGUGCAUGGUGUGGGGCAGUGGAAAACAUAUUAGUAAGAGAUGCAUUUGGAUGGUAUGAGAAACAGAAGUGUGUAAUUGUAACGUGUGAGGAGGUGAGUGAGGAAGAGAGACAAGAGUACUAAAGGGAUUAAAGUGUCUUUCCUGGUACUCUCCUGCCCCACAACACUACACUGAAGUGAAUACUACAAGCGCAGGCGCGCGCGCGCACACACACACACACACACACACACACACACAGCUCUUUGCUUUUGCUUUUAUGGAGGCCUUGACCCUGAGAACCAGUUCUACCCUCUCAUCACAUCAUUUCUGCUUUACACUUACAUCUCCCCUCUCCAACGCUGAGGGAAAAGGGAUUCCAGGGGAGCCCAUUGGGUCAAACGCACUGGAAAAAAAAUUAAUUAGCAAAAGAGUAAUUAACAGGAGAAGAGAGGGUAUGGAACCAGAGACAGACUGCCAAACUAAGUCUCCUCAAUAAAAGUGAUUAAGGAGAGUAAUGCUUUUAUGAAGCAUUCAAAUGCUUUGCAUGGAUGAAUGCAUGAAUCAGAAAGGGGGCUGGAACCCAAGGCAACCUAGAGGAUGACUUCUAUUCUAAAGACAGUAAGCUGUGGAAGGUGAAGCUGAAGUGGACCCUGCCGGCGUAGGAAAGAAAUUCGACACACUCAGAGACACUUUGUCUGCCAGAAGGUUUAUGAACCAACCAGUCCCGGCAAGGUAGCCAAUAAAACAUUCCCCUCCGAAGCCCCUUACCCAAUUCAGACCUUGAGGACUUUCUUUCCUGUGUCCCAGCUGCCCUUGCCAGCAAGGGCCCAGAGCUACAACUACCAGAAUGCAAAGAGGGGGAAUCUGUACUGACCUGUAUUCCAUUUUGCCCUGGAGCAUAGUUCAUAUUCAUCUCAAGCCUGAACUCUUACAUCCUCUGCAGGAUGGUUGAGGAGAAUAGAAGUUAAGAUGGAAAGAGUGGCAAACAGAGUUAUAAAAUGGUUUCAGAUUUUAGACAAUUUCUCACAAAUGAGACACUGAUCCCUUCCCUCCUUAUUCCCAUUCCCCUGAAGAGUUAGGAGAUAAAUAAGGAAGUUAGAGCCAGUAAGACAAGGAAAGUCAGAGAAACCUGUCUGUUGUCUACCUAGGUGUCUGCGAAUAGAGGCCAUUUGGAAAAGUCUGUGUUCUGGGUGGGAGCAAGGGCUAAGAAAACUUGCAUUGGGGAAAAGAGAGAAGCAGAAUGACCCCAAACAAGGAGUCACAAGGUUUGUAGACAAGCACAAAUCAUUCUCAUGCAAUGCAGUGGUCUAAGGUGGUGGUAGUGGUGACUCCUUCACACAUGCCCACUGCUGUAUCUAUAUAAAAUGUAUACAUAUGUAUACACAUAUACAAACACAUAUAUAUCCUAGCAUCUUAGUGCUAGAAAGAACCUUAAAGGUUAAACAUUCCUGUCUCUUGCUCAUUGAUAACUUAUCUGCCAGAAAGCACUCCCAAUUUUAACACUUCCAAGAAAGGGUAGAAGUUGGGAGGAGAGGAGGGCAUUACCUUGCCACUCUUCCUGUUGGAUCACUGCAUUAAUCUGUCUUCCAUCAAUUAUUUAACCCUAGUUAUGCCCUCGGAUGGGUAUUGUCUACUCUGUUUUAUACGACCACACUGUUGGCUACAUCUUUACAGACAGCCUCAUCAUUACUUUAAAGGGCUAGUGACUGAGACACCAAAAAAACCCACACACAAACAAAAACCCUGCAUACACACACAGGAAGCAAGCACUCAGUAAAAAUUUGUUGAAUGAGUGAAUGAAUGAAACAAAGCCGCAAAUGGGAGUAUGUUUUACGUUGGCUUCAAAGCAGAAAGGCGACCGCGCCACGUCUCGCCCCCUCCCCGCCAGACCACCAUAUAGUGAGAUGUGCAGUGAGACUGGAGAAGUGCUCAGGCUCGGCCUGCAGCCCUGAGUUGGGAGCUGGGUGGCCCAGGUUGCCAUGGCACCGCAUUGGACUCCACCCUCUCUUGUCUUCCUCUCACCCUCCUCCCCGCCAGGGUCUGGCAGUCAGUCACGUGCCCUGCCGCGUAACCACACCUCUGCUCCUCAGAGCUAAGUCAAGCGGUCACGUGUGAUAGCAACAGAUCACGUGGCUGCCAUUGCUCCGCCCCUUUCUCCUCCCCGCCCCCUUCCCGGUCAAAGCCUCUCCUGGCUGCUCCUCUGCGCAUGAGUGUCUCGUACGUGCCCCGAACGUCCGGUGUUCGCCCCGCCCUUCCAGUUUCCGCGCGCCUCUUUGGCAGCUGGUCACAUGGUGAGGGUGGGGGUAAGGGGGCCGCUCUAGCUUGCGGGCUGUGUCUAUGGUCGGGCCCGUAGCGUCCAGCUGCACCGGACAGAGCUCGAGUGUAUGGCGCCUCAGGAUCUGGCUCCGGGGCCCCGAUAACGGGCCGCCCCCGCAGCUCCCGGCACGGAGUGAGGGUCUCCUCUGAUCUGAGAAUGGCUACUCCUCGAUAUGAGCCAGUGGCCGAGAUUGGUGUUGGUGCUUAUGGAACCGUGUACAAGGCCCGUGAUCCCCACAGUGGCCACUUUGUGGCCCUCAAGAGUGUGAGAGUCCCUAACGGAGGAGGUGCUAGCGGGGGCCUUCCCAUCAGCACAGUUCGUGAGGUGGCCUUACUGAGGCGGCUGGAGGCUUUUGAACAUCCCAAUGUUGUCCGGCUGAUGGAUGUCUGUGCCACUGCCCGAACUGACCGAGAGACCAAAGUGACCCUGGUGUUUGAGCAUGUGGACCAAGACCUAAGGACAUAUCUGGACAAGGCACCCCCACCAGGCUUGCCAGUGGAGACUAUCAAGGAUCUGAUGCGCCAGUUUCUAAGAGGCCUAGAUUUCCUCCAUGCCAACUGCAUUGUUCAUCGAGAUCUGAAGCCAGAGAACAUUCUGGUGACAAGUGGUGGGACAGUCAAGCUGGCUGACUUUGGCCUGGCCAGAAUCUACAGCUAUCAGAUGGCACUUACACCUGUGGUCAGUAGAAAGGUUGUUACACUCUGGUACCGUGCUCCGGAAGUUCUUCUGCAGUCUACGUACGCAACACCUGUGGACAUGUGGAGCGUUGGCUGUAUCUUCGCAGAGAUGUUUCGUCGCAAGCCUCUCUUCUGUGGAAACUCUGAAGCUGACCAGUUAGGCAAAAUCUUUGACCUGAUCGGGCUGCCCCCAGAGGAUGACUGGCCCCGAGAUGUGUCUCUGCCCCGAGGAGCCUUUUCCCCCAGAGGACCCCGUCCAGUGCAGUCAGUGGUACCUGAGUUGGAGGAGUCUGGAGCACAGCUGCUGCUGGAGAUGCUGACUUUUAACCCACACAAGCGAAUCUCUGCCUUCCGAGCCCUGCAGCACUCUUAUCUACAAAAGGCAGAAGGUAACCCAGAGUGAGCGAUGGAGUGGCUGCAAUAGGACCAAGAGAAGAAAAGCCCGUCGUCUCCCUUCCUUUGAACACUUAAGUGGAGAGCCCCCCAACUGAGAAGGCGACCUCAGCUUCAUCUCUGAGGCUGUGGAAACUCCUCCCAGCUCUCCAGAGAGUAUUUUGCUGCCUUAAUGACAUUCCCCUCCCAUCUCAUCCCUCCUUUUGAAGCUUAUCCUUCCCCUGCCCCUCCCCCCCCCCCAAUUUCCAUACACCAAGGGGUAUCUUCCUUGUUUUCCCCCUUCCUAUCUUGAUAUUGGGAUCUUUUUUUAUACAGGAAAAACAAAACAAAACAAAGAAA